UUCCCCUCCCUUUUCCUUUUCCCUCUUCUGUCUCGGAGGGGAGCAGCGAGCACCACACGACGACUCGCUCCAUGACGCCGCGCUGCUGCCGCAGCAGCGCGCGACAAUAGAAAGUCAAAUCCGCAGCGCCGGCCGCGACCAACCCCACCAAAUCCCCAGCCCAACCCCCCCGGGCCCUCUCCGCCCGCCGCAGCGGCGGCGAGCUCGAAGCUGCCGUCCCCGCGGCCGCCGAGGCGAGCUCGAAGCUGUCCCCCGCCGCCGCCGCCACGGCGAGCUCGAAGCUGUCCCCGCUCCGCUCAACCAACACCCCCGCCCCGCCCCCUGUACAGAGAGAGAUUCAUGAGGGGCUCAAGAAUGAAUCCAGGCGAUCGUAGAACGCGGAGCACAAUGACGAUAGUAAUUGUGAUGGGUUUGUGCUGCUUCUUUUACAUAUUAGGUGCUUGGCAGAAAAGUGGGACAGGAAGGGGUGAUAGUAUAGCCUUGAGGGUUAACCAAGAAACCGACUGUACAAUCUUGCCAAAUUUGCACUUUGAGACCCAUCAUAGCAUAAGUGGUGCAAAUCCAUUGAUCAUGACCAAUAAAGUGAUUGAGCCAUGCCACAUCAGAUACAGUGACUAUACUCCUUGUCAAGACCAGAACCGAGCAAUGGCCUUUCCUAGGGAAAAUAUGACAUACAGAGAAAGGCAUUGCCCUUCAGAGAAUGAGAAGCUGCAGUGUCUAAUCCCAGCACCAAAAGGCUAUGUCACCCCUUUCCCUUGGCCCAAGAGCCGUGACUAUGUUCCGUAUGCAAAUGCUCCAUAUAAAAGUCUGACAGUCGAGAAAGCUGUUCAGAACUGGAUCCAAUUUCAGGGAGAUGUGUUCAAAUUUCCAGGAGGAGGGACGAUGUUUCCCAAUGGAGCAAGUGCUUACCUUGACGAACUUGCAUCCAUAAUCCCACUUGCCGAUGGUACCAUCAGAACUGCACUUGAUACUGGAUGUGGGGUUGCAAGCUUUGGAGCUUACCUAAUGGAUAGAAAUAUAUUAACCAUGUCAUUUGCACCCCGAGACUCACAUGAAGCUCAAGUUCAAUUUGCUUUGGAGAGAGGUGUUCCUGCAGUCAUUGGAGUACUUGGAACUAUAAAGCUCCCAUACCCAUCAAGAUCUUUUGAUAUGGCCCAUUGCUCACGCUGCUUGAUCCCAUGGGAGUCAGAUGGCGGGAUGUACAUGAUGGAAGUAGACAGGGUUCUGAGGCCUGGGGGUUAUUGGAUACUUUCUGGACCUCCCAUCAAUUGGAAUAAAUACUACCAAACGUGGAAAAAGUCUAAACAAGAUGCUGAGGAAGAUCAGCGUAGAAUUGAAAACAUUGCUGAAAUGCUUUGCUGGGAUAAAAUUUAUGAGAAGGAGGAUAUUGCUAUUUGGCAGAAAAAAGCAAAUUCACAUUUAUGUCAUCAAAUGAAUGGUCAUGCUAGCAAGAUGUGCAAAGCUCAAGAUGCAGAUGACGUCUGGUAUAAGAACAUGGAAUCUUGUAUAACCCCUCCUGGAGAGCCAGCACAGUUAAAGAAGUUUCCAGAGAGACUAUCUGCCAUCCCUCCCAGAAUUCUGGAGGGCCAUGCCCUAGGUGUUACAGAAGAAGACUAUGAGGAGGAUAAUAAGUUGUGGAAGAAGCAUGUCAAUACAUACAAGAGGGUGAACAAGCUGAUAGGUUCUUCAAGGUACAGGAAUAUUAUGGACAUGAAUGCAGGCCUUGGAAGUUUUGCUGCAGCGCUUGAUUCUCCCAUGUCCUGGGUGAUGAACGUUGUGCCCACUAUAUCAGAGAGGAACACUCUCGGUAUCAUAUAUGAGCGAGGUCUGAUUGGCAUAUACCAUGAUUGGUGCGAAGCCUUCUCUACAUACCCUAGGACAUACGACCUGAUACAUGGCUAUGGCAUCUUUAGUUUAUAUCAGAACAAGUGUGAUGUGGAAGACAUUCUUCUGGAGAUGGAUAGGAUUUUGCGCCCAGAGGGUGCAGUCAUACUGCGGGACAGUGUUGAUGUACUGAACAAGGUUAGAAGCACGGUGUCAGGAAUGCGGUGGAAGUCCAAGUUGCUCGAUCAUGAAGACGGCCCUCACGUUCCUGAGAAGAUUUUAAUUUCAGUGAAAGAGUAUUGGGUUGGCAGCGAAGAAGAGAACAGUUCAUAG
Messenger RNA from Panicum hallii, 2157 nucleotides. RefSeq names its product probable methyltransferase PMT2. The record is from RefSeq and is a predicted model, not a curated record. Bases 340 to 2157 code for a protein of 605 amino acids. The transcript is spliced from 7 exons. Lineage: Eukaryota; Viridiplantae; Streptophyta; Magnoliopsida; Poales; Poaceae. Gene Ontology annotation, molecular function: methyltransferase activity. Gene Ontology annotation, cellular component: cytoplasm; trans-Golgi network; endosome.